This is a messenger RNA of Trichoderma aggressivum f. europaeum, 780 nucleotides long. RefSeq lists its product as uncharacterized. The transcript has a single exon. The coding region runs from base 1 to 780 and encodes 259 amino acids. NCBI's taxonomy places the organism in Eukaryota, Fungi, Ascomycota, Sordariomycetes, Hypocreales, Hypocreaceae. The record is from RefSeq and is a predicted model, not a curated record.
AUGAGGCGUAUAGCGAAUGUGUUGGCCUUGAACUUGCCGGCUUCACGGGGGAUACCGCGGUCGACGCCGCCCUUGAAGCCGUUCAGGUUGGUCGCCGAAGGCGAUAUGAUUCCGGUCUUUGGAACGCCUCCCCCAGAGUCUAGGCGGGCUUUGCGCCGACACUACGUCGAACUGGCGCGCCAGUCAAACACCCAUCACACUUCUCUCGAAAGGACCCGCUCGCUCUCCUACUCUCUGCGAUGGGCAUACGAAUCAAUCGUCGCCAUCCAGCCCGCCGGCGACCUCGUUAUGCUCCGAGUUGCCCCAGGCAGCCUCUGGCCCUUGCGAAAGCCCCCCAUGUCGCUCAGCUUUGGUGACUGGAUGACCUCCCAGCACGUUGGCCUUGAAUACGAUGCCGGCUGGAUCGCCGGCCUGCAAGACGCGACGUUCCAGAGCCUGCUCCAAGAAGAGACUCCGCGGGGCUUCCUUAACCGCACAGCCGUAGGCGCCAACCACGCCACCACCGUUCUUUGGCUGGUUGAUCAGACAAUCGAGAGAACCGAGACCACCGCUGCCGACGGCCGCAAUGACCUUUGCACCUUCCAUGGAGGCGGCUCGAUGGAGUUCGUCGAGGGUCCUCGCGAUCUUCCUCACGGGAGUGGGUUGACAACUGCCUUCUCUAUUGCAUUUAACAGAAAACUUCUGGCUUUUUACACGGCAAAUGGGUUGGAAGCAAAUAGGAAAAGGUUCAAUGUCCUACCUCGCCAGCAGAUCACUUGCUCUACACCAGCUGGCCGUUAA